UGUAGAUAAAGAGCUGCAAGGCCCCACACAGACGAUAUCAAGCAGUCUUUUUCGAAUAUCAGGAAUAGAAAGACGUUGGGGGUUUGAAUCUUGGCGUUUUGUUUAAUUUUAAGUCUUACACGCAUAAUCCUGUGUUUCCGAUCCUUAGGCUAUCGAUCCGGGUUCUCGGAUUGUCUGACCUGCACGCUUGGGAGCUCGGUUGGGUAUGGCUGCCUCGGUGCCCAUAGGUAAAACGAUCUAUUGCGGGACUUUUGCUCAUUGCAGGUCGCUCUCGGAACUCGAUAUCUGUGCCAAGGGUGCUAUUGGCGUUGAUGAGGCUGGCGUUAUCGCUUUUAUUGAGCGAGAAGUAGAAGAGAUUGAGGAUGUAAUAAAGAAGUACGAUGGUUGGAACGAUGCAGAGGUUUUGCAAAGUGGGGAGAGCGGGUUUUUCUUCCCUGGGUUCAUCGAUACCCACACACAUGCCUCUCAACACCCCAAUACCGGACUCUUUGGCAAAACGACUCUCCUAUCCUGGCUAGAAACAUACACUUUCCCCAUGGAAUCUUCACUCUCCUCGCUGUCCAAAGCCGCUACUGUCUACUCAAACUUCGUCUCCCGUACCCUUUCCCACGGAACCACGACAUGUGCAUACUACGCCACCAUCCAUGUCCCCACAACCAAUCUACUCGCCGACAUCUGCCUGAAAAGAGGACAAAGAGCACUCGUAGGCCGGGUUUGUAUGAACAUGAUGAGUCCGGAGUACUACCGAGACGCAAGUGUCAGUGACGCUGUUAAAGAUUCAAAAGCGUCUAUCGACUACAUCCGGUCCAUAGAUCCAUCUGGAGAUAUCGUGAAGCCGAUAAUAACACCUCGCUUCGCACCAUCCUGUACAGCAGAAUGCCUCGCCGGCCUAGGGCAGCUAGCGAAAGAAACAGGCACAUCUAUUCAAACCCACAUAUCCGAAAAUAAGCCCGAGGUCCAGCUAGUCAGGGAGUUAUUUCCCGAAUCAAAGAGUUACACAGAUGUCUACGACACAGCUGGCCUGCUAACCCCCAAGACCAUACUCGCACACGCCGUCCAUCUCUCCGCCGAAGAAGUCCAAACGCUCAAGCAAAGCGGGACAAAGAUCUCCCACUGCCCUGCCUCCAACACCGCCUUAACAUCCGGAUGUGCACCAGUACGACAGCUGCUCGAUGUGGGCCUGACAGUCGGACUCGGCACUGACGUUUCCGGUGGCUUCUCUCCCUCCAUCCUUGAGGAAUGCCGUCAGGCGAUCUGGGUCUCGCGCUUCGUCGCCAUGAACACUGCAGACGAUGCAAAGCUCUCCACGGAAGAGGUGCUAUACCUCGCCACCCGCGGUGGCGCACAGGUCGUUGGACUAGAUGGGAAAGUCGGAGGGUUUGAUGUUGGCAUGGAGUGGGAUGCGCAGCACAUUUGCCUUGGGGCCGUGAAGGAGGGAGGGGAGCAGGAAGGCAGGUUUGCGGGGAAUGUGGAUUUGUUUGGGUUUGAGACGGCCGAAGAUAGGGUGAAUAAAUGGGUUUACAGUGGGGAUGACAGGAAUACCAAGAGCGUUUGGGUGAGGGGGCGGUUGGUGCAUCGGAGGUAGAUGGAGGAAGGGCAUGGGAAAUUUUGGAUGUGUUAGCGUUUGGGUCGUUUAGAGGAAUGCAAUUCAUUGAUGUCUACUAGCAGAGAGAAGAACUUCGAAGUUUG
Messenger RNA from Lindgomyces ingoldianus, 1689 nucleotides. RefSeq names its product guanine deaminase. The transcript is spliced from 2 exons. The record is from RefSeq and is a predicted model, not a curated record. Gene Ontology annotation, molecular function: guanine deaminase activity; zinc ion binding. Bases 206 to 1585 code for a protein of 459 amino acids. Gene Ontology annotation, biological process: guanine catabolic process. NCBI's taxonomy places the organism in Eukaryota, Fungi, Ascomycota, Dothideomycetes, Pleosporales, Lindgomycetaceae. Gene Ontology annotation, cellular component: cytosol.